UGACAAUUAAGCAGACAGCAAGACGGUGAUUGGGUAGGUGCCUCGUGAGGCCUGAGAGGUUUCAUUUAAAAACACACACUAAAUCACACACACACACACUAUAUAAAUUAUUCACAUAUUUAAAGCCUCUCCAACGCCCAACCAAACCCAAACCAACAUUGAACCAACCCCCAUUUUUAGUUCAACCCACAAACAUAACUCCACUACAUACAUAGCAUUUUUAUAUUAUUCAUAUAUUUCAUCAUUCAGAUUUACAAGCUUUCUUGAUUUUGCCUCCACUUACUUAUGCUCUUACUUCAUUUGGACCAAUCAAAUUGAGAAAGUUCCAACCUUUUUGGCAACCCAGUUUUGAAUUCUUGCUUUUUGUUCUUCUUAACGGUGGUGCAAACAUGUCGGAAGCCCAAAGGAGGCCACUAGUGGCUGCUGUUGGGCGCAAUAAUGGUUACAUAAAUGGAGUGGUUCCAUUGAGACCGCCUUCUACAGUAUCCGAGAUCGAUGAAUUUUGUUUUGCCCUUGGUGGCAAUAAGCCAAUCCACAGCAUUUUAAUAGCAAAUAAUGGAAUGGCUGCCGUUAAGUUCAUACGUAGUGUCAGGACUUGGGCUUAUGAAACUUUUGGUACAGAGAAGGCCAUAUUGAUGGUGGCCAUGGCGACUCCCGAGGACAUGCGGAUAAAUGCGGAACAUAUACGAAUAGCUGAUCAGUUUGUGGAAGUUCCUGGUGGAACAAACAAUAAUAACUAUGCCAAUGUACAACUAAUCCUCGAGAUGGCAGAGAUAACACAUGUUGAUGCAGUUUGGCCUGGUUGGGGUCAUGCAUCUGAAAACCCUGAACUUCCAGAUGCCUUGCAUGCUAAGGGAAUCAUAUUUCUUGGCCCGCCAUCAACAUCCAUGGCAGCUUUGGGGGAUAAGAUUGGUUCUUCUUUGAUUGCUCAAGCAGCAGAAGUACCCACUCUCCCAUGGAGUGGCUCUCAUGUAAAAAUUCCCUCAGAUAGCUGUUUAGUUACAAUUCCAGAUGAUAUAUAUAGCGAGGCAUGUGUGAGUACAACAGAAGAAGCACUUGCUAGCUGUCAAGUUGUAGGUUACCCUGCAAUGAUCAAGGCAUCAUGGGGUGGUGGGGGUAAAGGCAUCAGAAAGGUUUAUAAUGACGAUGAAGUCAAGGCACUAUUUAAGCAAGUUCAAGGUGAAGUACCAGGAUCCCCUAUAUUCAUAAUGAAGGUUGCUUCCCAGAGUAGGCAUCUAGAAGUUCAAUUGCUCUGUGAUCAGCAUGGUAACGUUGCAGCUUUGCAUAGCCGUGAUUGCAGUGUUCAAAGAAGACAUCAAAAGAUUAUUGAGGAAGGACCAAUAACAGUUGCUCCCCGUGAGACUGUAAAAAAGCUAGAGCAGGCAGCUAGGAGAUUAGCAAAAUCUGUUAAUUAUGUCGGAGCUGCAACGGUUGAGUAUCUAUACAGUAUGGAAACUGGGGAGUACUAUUUCUUAGAGCUCAACCCUCGGUUGCAGGUGGAGCAUCCUGUCACUGAAUGGAUAGCUGAAAUAAAUUUGCCAGCAGCCCAAGUUGCAGUUGGGAUGGGUAUUCCUCUGUGGCAAAUUCCAGAAAUAAGACGGUUCUAUGGGAAGGAUCAUGGCGGAGGAUAUGACACUUGGAGGAGAACAUCAUCAGUUGCUACCCCAUUCAAUUUUGAUGAAGCAGAGUCUACACGACCAAAAGGUCAUUGUGUGGCUGUGCGUGUAACAAGUGAGGAUCCUGACGAUGGGUUUAAGCCUACGAGUGGGAAAGUACAGGAGUUGAGCUUCAAAAGCAAGCCAAAUGUGUGGGCAUACUUUUCUGUUAAGUCUGGAGGAGGCAUUCAUGAAUUCUCAGAUUCUCAAUUUGGGCAUGUUUUUGCUUUCGGAGAAUCUAGAGCUUUGGCUAUUGCAAAUAUGGUUUUAGGGCUGAAGGAAAUUCAAAUACGUGGAGAAAUUCGCACAAAUGUUGACUACACUGUCGAUCUAUUACAUGCUUCCGACUACAGGGAGAAUAAAAUACACACAGGCUGGUUAGAUAGUAGAAUUGCAAUGCGUGUGAGAGCAGAAAGGCCCCCUUGGUAUCUUUCUGUGGUUGGAGGAGCACUUUAUAAAGCUUCUGCUAGCAGUGCAGCCAUGGUUUCAGAAUAUGUUGGUUAUCUUGAAAAGGGGCAAAUCCCCCCUAAGCAUAUAUCACUUGUCAGCUCUCAAGUUUCAUUAAAUAUAGAAGGGAGCAAAUACACGAUUGAUAUGGUAAGGGGAGGUCCAGGAAGUUAUAAGUUGAAGCUGAAUGAGUCUUCGGUUGAAGCAGAGAUACAUACUUUACGUGAUGGGGGUUUAUUGAUGCAGCUGGAUGGAAACAGUCAUGUUAUAUAUGCAGAGGAAGAAGCAGCUGGAACUCGCUUACUGAUUGAUGGAAGGACUUGCUUGCUUCAGAAUGACCAUGAUCCUUCUAAGUUAGUGGCGGAGACACCAUGCAAGCUACUACGAUAUUUAGUCCCGGAUGGUAGUCAUGUUGAUGCUGACACACCAUAUGCAGAAGUUGAGGUUAUGAAGAUGUGUAUGCCACUUCUUUCUCCUGCUGCUGGAAACAUCCAGUUUAAAAUGUCUGAAGGUCAAGCAAUGCAGGCUGGAGAGCUUAUAGCAAAUCUUGAUCUCGAUGAUCCUUCAGCUGUGAGAAAAGCUGAGCCUUUCCAUGGAAGCUUCCCACUACUGGGACCUCCUACUGCAAUAUCUGGGAAAGUGCACCAGAGAUGUGCAGCAAGUCUGAAUGCAUCUCAGAUGAUUUUAGCAGGAUAUGAGCAUAACAUUGAGGAAGUCGUUCAAAGCUUGCUUAGUUGUUUAGAUAAUCCCGAGCUUCCUUUUCUACAAUGGCAAGAGUGCUUAUCUGUCUUGGCAACCCGACUACCUAAAGAGCUCAGAAAUGAGCUAGAAACAAAAUAUAAGGAGUAUCAAGUAAUCCCUGGCUUGCAAAAUGUUGACUUCCCAGCCAAAAUCCUGAGGGGUGUUCUUGAGUCCCAUCUAAGCUCAUGCUCCACCAAAGAGAAAGGAGCCCAAGAAAGGCUUAUUGAGCCAUUGCUAAGUCUUGUCAAGUCCUACGAGGGUGGCAGAGAGAGUCAUGCACGUGUCAUUGUUCGAUCUCUCUUUGACGAGUACUUAUCAGUUGAAGAGUUAUUUAGUGACAAUAUCCAGGCAGAUGUAAUUGAACGGCUUCGACUUCAAUACAAGAAAGAUCUCUUGAAGGUUAUGGACAUCGUGCUUUCUCAUCAAGGCAUUAAAAACAAAAACAAGCUGAUACUGCGGCUUAUGGAGCAAUUGGUGUACCCAAAUCCCGCUGCAUACAGGGAUCAGUUAAUUAGAUUUUCAGCACUUAAUCAUACAAAUUAUUCUCAGCUAGCUUUGAAGGCGAGUCAACUGCUAGAACAAACCAAGUUAAGUGAACUCCGCUCUAGCAUUGCCAGAAGCCUUUCCGAAUUAGAGAUGUUUACGGAAGAAGGUGAAAGUAUGGAUACUCCUAAACGGAAAAUUGCCAUUAAUGAACGGAUGGAAGAUCUUGUGAGUGCUCCUUUAGCAGUGGAGGAUGCCCUUGUAGGCCUAUUUGAUCAUAGUGAUCCCACCCUUCAGCGGAGAGUUGUGGAAACAUAUAUUCGGAGACUGUAUCAGCCCUACCUAGUAAGUGGGAGUGUCAGGAUGCAGUGGCACAGAUCUGGUCUUAUCACUUCGUGGGAGUUCAUUGAAGACCAUCUGGAAAAAAAUAUUAAUGGAUCUGACUAUCAUCUAGUUGAGAAACCAGGGAUUCAGAAAAAGUAUGAGAAGAAGUGGGGUGCCAUGGUUAUCAUCAAAUCUCUUCAGUUUUUGCCAACAGUUCUGAGUGCUGCAUUGAAAGAAAUGACUCCAGACUCUGACAAGAGUAUUCCUAGUGGAAGCGAUGGGCGAGCUAGCCAUAAUAAUAUGAUGCAUAUUGCGUUGGCAGGCAUCAAUAACCAAAUGAGUUCACUUCAGGACAGUGGUGAUGAGGAUCAAGCUCAAGAAAGAAUCAACAAGUUAGCCAAAAUUCUUAGAGAAAAAGAAGUAAGCCACAACCUCAGAAGUGCUGGUGUUGCGGUUGUUAGCUGCAUAAUACAGAGAGAUGAAGGACGGGGCCCUAUGAGACAUUCCUUUUAUUGGUCGGGAGAGAAGCUUCAUUAUGAUGAGGAGCCCCUGCUGCGUCACUUGGAGCCUCCUCUAUCAAUAUAUCUUGAAUUGGAGAAACUCAAGGGUUAUAAUAAAAUAAAGUACACUCCAUCACGAGAUCGGCAAUGGCACCUGUACACUGUUGUUGACAAGGCACUGCCAAUCCAGAGGAUGUUCCUCAGAACACUGAUAAGGCAACCUACAGCAAAUGAAAGUUAUAUGGUGUAUCAAGGUCUUGACACGGGAAAAACACAAGCCGCAUGGACUUUGCCUUAUACUUCAAGGAGCAUAUUGAGAUCAUUAAUGACUGCAAUGGAAGAAGUGGAACUGCAUGUUCAUAAUGCAACUGUAAAAUCUGACCAUGCUCAUAUGUACCUCUAUAUCAUCCAGGAGCAAAAAAUUAACGAUCUUCUCCCACACUCGAAAGUGUUCAGUGAUAAUGGGCAAGAGGAAGCUGCAGUUGGAAAAAUAUUGGGAGAACUGACACGUGAAAUUCAUAAAUCGGUUGGAGUAAAGAUGCAUCGUUUAGGCAUUUGUGAGUGGGAGGUGAAGCUUUGGAUAACAUCUGCUGGACAGGCCAACGGUGCUUGGAGGGUGGUUGUGACAAAUGCAACUGGUCACACUUGUGUGGUGCAUAUAUAUAGAGAACUAGAGGAUGCAAGCACACACAAAGUGGUGUACCAUUCAAUAUCUCAGCAGGGGCCUCUACAUGGUGUACCAGUAAAUGCACAAUAUCAGCCUCUCGGAGUUCUAGAUAGGAGACGCCUUUUGGCCAGGAAAAGCAACACCACUUACUGCUAUGAUUUUCCACUGGCAUUUGAAGCAGCACUGGAGAAGUGUUGGGAAUCCCACUUACCUAGUAGUAUGAAGCCAAAGGACAAAGUUCUCAAAUUCAAGGAGUUUACAUUUGCUAACCUGAAUGGCAACUCUGAGAUCCCUCUUGUUACCGUGGAUCGUCAACCAGGGCUCAAUGAUGUUGGCAUGGUAGCCUGGCUUAUGGAGAUGUGUACCCCUGAGUUCCCUUCUGGUAGAGAGAUCAUUAUUGUUGCAAAUGACGUGACAUUCAAAAAUGGAUCUUUUGGUCCCAAAGAAGAUGCAUUUUUCCAGGCUGUCACUGAACUCGCUUGCAUUAAGAAACUGCCUCUCAUAUACUUGGCUGCAAACUCAGGAGCCCGUAUUGGGGUAGCUGAGGAGGUGAAAUCCUGUUUUAAAGUAGGUUGGUCUGAUGAGUCAAGCCCUGAGCGUGGGUUUCAGUAUGUGUACUUAACUCCCGAGGAUUAUAAAAAUAUUGGAUCGUCUGUGAUUGCACAUGAGUUGCAGCUUCCAAGUGGAGAAACUCGGUGGGUAAUUGAUACCAUUGUAGGAAAAGAGGAUGGUUUGGGGGUGGAGAAUUUAACCGGUAGUGGAGCAAUUGCUGGUGCAUACUCAAGGGCGUAUAGGGAAACCUUUACCCUAACAUAUGUAACUGGAAGAACUGUUGGAAUAGGUGCAUAUCUGUCUCGUCUUGGGAUGCGAUGUAUACAAAGAAUUGAUCAACCUAUUAUAUUGACCGGUUUCUCUGCACUCAACAAACUACUGGGUCGGGAGGUUUAUAGCUCUCACAUGCAACUUGGAGGACCUAAAAUUAUGGCAACGAAUGGUGUUGUUCAUCUGACCGUUUCCGAUGAUCUUGAAGGAGUGUCUGCUAUAUUAAAGUGGUUAAGUUUUGUGCCUGCAUAUUCAGGCGGUCCGCUCCCCAUUUCUACUCCUCUGGAUUUCCCAGAGAGGCCUGUUACGUACCUCCCUGAGAACACCUGUGAUCCUCGUGCAGCUAUAUGUGGUUCUCUAGAUGGUAACGGGAACUGGCUCGGUGGUAUGUUUGACAGGGAUAGCUUUGUUGAGGCUUUGGAAGGAUGGGCAAGGACAGUUGUGACUGGUCGGGCGAAGCUGGGUGGGAUUCCUGUUGGGAUCAUUGCCACUGAAACUCAAACUAUGAUGCAAGUUAUCCCUGCAGAUCCUGGACAGCUUGAUUCCCAUGAAAGGGUUGUACCUCAAGCAGGACAGGUAUGGUUUCCUGACUCUGCAAAUAAGACAGCGCAAGCAUUGAUGGACUUUAACAGGGAAGAGCUUCCACUUUUCAUUCUUGCCAACUGGAGAGGCUUUUCAGGUGGACAGAGGGAUCUUUUUGAAGGUAUCCUUCAAGCCGGAUCAACCAUAGUUGAAAACCUUAGAACAUACAAACAACCUGUUUUCGUAUAUAUUCCCAUGGGGGGCGAACUUCGAGGAGGGGCAUGGGUUGUCAUCGACAGUAGAAUUAAUUCAGACCAUAUUGAGAUGUUCGCUGAGCGGACUGCAAAGGGAAAUGUCCUUGAGCCAGAGGGUCUGAUUGAGAUAAAAUUCAGAACGAAAGAGUUGUUAGAGUGCAUGGGAAGGCUUGACAAACAGCUUAUAGAUCUCAAUGCAGAACUUUCAGAAGCCAAGAGCACCAGGGCCAUUGCAAAUGUUGAAUCCUUGCAGCAGCAAAUAAAAGCUCGGGAAAAGCAGCUUUUACCGAUCUACACUCAGAUUGCCACAAAAUUUGCAGAACUACACGAUACAUCUUCCAGAAUGGCUGCGAAAGGGGUGAUCAAAGAAGUUGUCGAUUGGGCUAACUCUCGAUCUUUCUUCUACAAACGAUUAAACCGAAGAGUUGCUGAGGGAUCAUUGAUCAAGAUUGUAAGAGAUGCUGCUGGCGACCAGCUGUCCUACAAAGCAGCACUGGACAUGAUAAAGAACUGGUUCACCUCCAGUGGCAGCCAAGAUACUUGGUUGGACGAUGAAGCUUUCUUCGCUUGGAAAAAUAAUCUCAACAACUAUCAUGACAAGCUACAAGAGUUGCGAAUGCAGAAAGUAACAUUCCAACUGCUGCAGAUGAGUGAUUCAACAUUAGAUCUCCAAGCUCUACCCCAGGGUCUUGCAGCACUUCUGCAGAAGGUGGAACCAUCUGUGAAGAAGCAGUUGGUGGAAGAACUACAGAAGGUGAUUAAUUCACAGGCAUCUGUUCCGGUUAACGGAAAAGUAAAGGUGCCAGUGUGACAUCCUUCAGUUCCAGGAAAGUAAAUUCAUUAGUUGAGGCCAUUUAGUCUGUUUUACUUGUUAGGGGGUUGUAGAUAGUUGUUCUACGGUUGAUAUAGGCAGAGGCACAUAUGUUUUAGGGGUGAAAUAUGCUAGCACAGAAAAGCUCUACUUAUGGUAUUCUUGUCAGCUGGCUCAUUUGCUGAAGUUAUUUACCCUGUUAUCCAUUUAAAAAUAAAUAGUACUCUAUUUUUUAUUGAAAAAUUUUACAAGUAAA
This is a messenger RNA of Daucus carota subsp. sativus, 7482 nucleotides long. Its product is annotated as acetyl-CoA carboxylase 1. Gene Ontology annotation, biological process: fatty acid biosynthetic process. The record is from RefSeq and is a predicted model, not a curated record. Bases 390 to 7226 code for a protein of 2278 amino acids. The transcript is spliced from 32 exons. Lineage: Eukaryota; Viridiplantae; Streptophyta; Magnoliopsida; Apiales; Apiaceae. Gene Ontology annotation, molecular function: metal ion binding; ATP binding; acetyl-CoA carboxylase activity.